AGAGAGAGGAAGGGAUACAAGAGCGUCCGCACACGUAAAGGGGCAAGCCGGGCGAAACCGCUGCGUCUCGCAAGAUGACGUGUAACUGGGCGUGGUUGCUGCUGCUGCUGUUCUCGCUGGUCUCGAUAGGCAUGUGUCUGCCCGCGAGCCUGAUGGAGGACGCGAAGAAGGCGGACCAGGUCAUGAAGCCGAAAUCAAAACGCUCGCAGGAGAUGCUGAUGUUCGGCAAUCAGCAGAAUCGACAGGCCGCCAACGCUGCUGCCGUCCCCGCCGCCGCCGGUGAGUCCUUCACGAACGCGGAGAAACGCACCCUCGCUGCCUCGGGGCUGGGAGGCUUAAAAGCUGCUCUCGCCGAGGACGACAAGCCAUCCCCGGUCCAGAAAUCGCCGAGCAACGCCAUGUACUCGCCGUACGACAAGAAUUACGACUACGGUACAGUGAUCGUGAACGAUGAGGAUAUGCCGCAUAUGUGGGACAUGUCAUAUUCGCGGUACUACGCGACGGCGGGCGGCGAGGAUCGGCGCAAGAGAUCGGAAAAGUCCACCGCGACCGCGCGGCCGAGCACCACGCUCCAGCCGCCGACGACGAGCACGUAUCAGCCGAGACGGCCGGCCAAUCUUAUGCCUACCCAGCAACCGGUGCAGGCUCAAGUUAAGAGGAGCGUCCCGUACUACCAGGAACCGCGAUACAAGCGGGAGCUGAACAUCAAUCCUGAUGACGUGUUAACCCUCCUGUCACUGUGGGAAAACGAACAGCGUAACGGAAACUGGCGCAAGUACGCUAACGAGGAGUACGAGAUAGACGACGGCGAUUUCCUCGACGAGGACGCCAGAAACGUUGUCCCGUGGCUGACGCCGGUGUAUCCGCGACACUACGACACGCUGUCGCCCUCCGACAUCGGGAUAGUCCGGACCCACCCGCCCAACUAUUACGAGCAGUACGGGAAGCAGCUGGAUCAGCAGUACGAGGACACCGCGCAGUACGGCAAUCACGUUAAUCCGCAGUACGAUUUCGUUUAUCCCGAGCGUACCGCGUAUUAUCCCCAGAAGAGGUUCAUGGUGUCUAAGAAGCGAACGCAGAGCUAUGAUCCGUACCCCGCCGCACAACUGCAGUUGAGCUCCCAGCCGCGAAGCUACCAGUAUCCCCAUCGAAUGGUCUACUAAAUGUAAUCCGCGACGUUGGGGCUGUCCAGAGAGGCGCGCGAGAGAGAAGCGAGAGCGUCUCUCCCCGGACGGAGAUUCUACCGGAAGGAAAGGAUGUGUCAGCCGACGGCCCUCGCUGUCGCUCCUCUUCGGCCAUCCUCCCUCUCUAUCGCAGGAGGCGGAACAAGCGACAGUCGCGACGACGGCGACGACGCGGAUUUAUUCGUUCUAAGAAAAAAAAAGAAUUAAACACGGUGCUCACACAGAGAGAGGCUUUCCUCGGGUCUGCAAGAGCCGCGCUGAAGAAUCGAGAGACGUGGCGACCUUCCGCGAUCCCUUUAGUCGAAGUAUCUCGAAAUAUUAAAAAAAAAUACAAAAAGAAGUAAAAAGUGACAAAUUCGCGUUUAGGAUAUGGAAUUUUAAUCGCGGCAACGAGGAAUCACUCUGACGGGUCUCCCUUCGUCGAAGGUGCCCCUGUUUAACACGAAUUUUAUGAUGCAGCGUGUAAAACAUAUCAGAGUCCAACGACUCAAUAUCCGAAACAAUUUUCCGCGCCAGCUAGCUCGUCGUAGGAAACCGAUCGAGCUCUCUCUUUUCUUCAAUCCGAUCGCGAUGAAAGUUAAAAUGUAAAGAAAAAAAAAGCUUCAGCGCGCUCUUGUUACUUACUCGCUUAAUGGUAAUGUUACGAUUUUAAGCUCCUUUUGCGUGUAUUAAUACGGGCGACGCGCCCGUAUAAUGACGCUACGACUGAAUCAUUAAACAAUCGUAGUAUCGAA
Messenger RNA from Wasmannia auropunctata (little fire ant), 1918 nucleotides. Its product is annotated as prohormone-2-like. Lineage: Eukaryota; Metazoa; Arthropoda; Insecta; Hymenoptera; Formicidae. The record is from RefSeq and is a predicted model, not a curated record. The transcript is spliced from 9 exons. The coding region runs from base 75 to 1163 and encodes 362 amino acids.